Dovyalis caffra is the source of this 219-nucleotide messenger RNA. Lineage: Eukaryota; Viridiplantae; Streptophyta; Magnoliopsida; Malpighiales; Salicaceae. The record is from the annotation of a GenBank genome assembly.
AUGGCGUCCAGUGCUUUUGAAGAAAUGCAUAUGAGCAACAACGAGUUUUCCACUCAGAAGGUUGAACGUCAAGAGAAAAUAAACAAAAUGACAAAACAUAAACCCAGAUCUCAAUAUUCCUGCAGAGAACAAAACCAUGAUACGGACGGAAAUAUUAAAAUUGAAAAUCCAAGAGCCUACCUGGAAGGGGAGGAAGGAUUUCAUGGUCUUUGUAGUUGA